UUCAUAAUUAGUGUUACAGCGAACAGGUGACAGACGAUGACGCUAUAAAGGCCCCGGCUUAUUUGCCUCCGGGCGCAGUCGCUGGAGGUGGCGUGAACGAGAUACCGAACCGGUCGGAAAGGAAUUUUUACAGGUACAGCAAUAAAUCAUGUGCGACGAAGACGCAUGCGCCCUUGUCUGUGACAACGGCUCUGGAAUGGUGAAGGCCGGAUUCGGUGGUGACGACGCCCCUCGAUGCGUCUUCCCCUCCAUCGUCGGCCGCCCUCGUCACCAGGGAGUCAUGGUGGGCAUGGGCAACAAGGACGCUUACGUAGGCGACGAAGCCCAGAGCAAGAGAGGUAUCCUCACCCUCAAGUACCCCAUCGAGCACGGCAUCAUCACCAACUGGGACGAUAUGGAGAAAGUUUGGCAUCACACUUUCUACAACGAGCUUCGCGUUGCCCCUGAGGAAUCCCCAGUCCUGCUCACGGAAGCGCCCCUGAAUCCCAAGGCCAACCGUGAAAAGAUGACUCAGAUCAUGUUCGAGUCGUUCAACACCCCUGCUAUGUACGUGGCCAUCCAGGCCGUGCUUUCCCUCUACGCCUCUGGCCGUACCACUGGCAUCGUGCUCGACACUGGCGAUGGUGUGACCCAUACUGUCCCCAUCUACGAAGGUUACGCUCUUCCCCACGCUAUCCUCCGUCUGGACUUGGCUGGCCGUGACUUGACCGCUUACCUAAUGAAGAUCCUGACGGAAAGGGGCUACUCCUUCACAACCACGGCCGAGCGUGAGAUAGUCAGAGACAUCAAGGAGAAGCUUUGCUACGUCGCCCUCGACUUUGAGGGCGAGAUGGCAAUGGCGGCUACGUCCUCCUCCACCAUGGAAAAAUCCUACGAACUUCCCGACGGUCAGGUCAUCACCAUCGGCAACGAGAGGUUCCGGGCGCCUGAGGCCCUCUUCCAGCCUUCGCUCUUGGGCAUGGAAUCCGUCGGCAUCCACGAGACCGUCUACAACUCCAUCAUGAGGUGCGACAUCGACAUACGGAAGGACCUCUUUGCCAACACCGUCAUGUCCGGUGGUACCACCAUGUACCCCGGUAUCGCUGACAGGAUGCAGAAGGAAAUCACUUCUCUCGCUCCUGCUACCAUCAAGAUCAAGAUCAUCGCUCCCCCUGAGAGGAAGUACUCCGUCUGGAUCGGCGGCUCCAUCUUAUCCUCCCUUUCGACUUUCCAGGCCAUGUGGGUCACUAAGGAAGAGUACGACGAAUCCGGACCUGGAAUUGUGCACCGCAAAUGCUUCUAAUUAUAAAGAUGUUCAUCAACAAUUCAUUUUAAAAAGAUAAUUCUGUAUCGUUUCUUUCAUUUACAGCUGUUGACGUGACAGGUCUUCGGUUUUACAUAUCAGUACCUUUUAGCCUUUCAAGUUUUACUUUAUAUCUUUAUACUUUUUAACUUUUUAUAAUUUACAAUUCCAGCUUAGCCUUUCAAGUACAAUUAUUCUUUUAUUAUGUUAAGUAUUUUUAUAGUUCACCAUUAGCGCAAAGCAAUUGAAAAGGCAGUGUGAUCUUUAUACAUUUUACAAAAUAUCAGUUAGUACUUCAUACGCUAUUUUCAUUAAACUAAGCUUUCUGUUAGUUUUUGCUAUCGAUUCCUUGCUACUGUGAAGGUUAGCACAAGCAUACAUAAGUGUUAUAUCAUUUGGCCGCUAAUUGUAUCUUUCUCUAUACUCUUCUGUUAAUGUUAGAACUUGUUUUCGUUAUCUUUCUUCAGUGUAUCUAAUAAAUUUGUUCAUGUCCACGUCGCCAUUUCUCUAUAAAUGUCCGACAAUGCAGAACUUAACCAAACCUAACCAUGUUUUUUUUUUUUUUUUUGGCAAAUUUUUAACUAAAGUUUAAACUUCUUGCUGACACUUUGCGGAUAAAGAACUGAAUUACGAUUCAACCUCACGGUUUUUUUUCGGUUCUGUUGAGGAGAGAACAAAGUACCCAUGACAGUGUUCUUAAACAGAGGGAGAAAUGUGACCAAUUUUGUUGAUGUCAAUAAAAAAUUGUUCUUAA
Messenger RNA from Macrobrachium nipponense, 2036 nucleotides. Its product is annotated as actin-1-like. Lineage: Eukaryota; Metazoa; Arthropoda; Malacostraca; Decapoda; Palaemonidae. The record is from RefSeq and is a predicted model, not a curated record. The transcript is spliced from 2 exons. The coding region runs from base 149 to 1282 and encodes 377 amino acids.